UCCGGCUCCGAAAAUGGAACCAAGGAAUUUGUAAACAAAUUAACUUUCACUUUUGAACGAAUUUGAGAUGUGACAAUUGCUUGCAUUGUUUGAUGUGAUACAAUGAAUGGUGUAAGGGUAUCUAAUAUACCUAUACAGCUUAGUGAGAAAUUAUUAAGAACAUAUUUUUCUGAUCCCUCACAUGGCGGUGGUGAAAUUAAAAGGAUUUAUUAUCCUUUAAUAAAUAACGAUGCUGUUAUUAUAUUUAACCGAGAAAUAACUGCUGUAACUGCUGUUACAAAGAAACAUGAAGAUAGAUCACACACUUUCUGUCUGACACCACUUCCUCAUGAGGUUUUUUCAAGCGUUGAUGUUCAUCUUGAACCUGGAUUAUCCACAUUUGUUUUGACUACAGAUGAUUACAUUAAGACACUCCAAGACUGGGGAUUGCGUGUAGGUACGGGGGUGAAAGGGCAUGAAAUCGUUACACUGUCUGGUAGUUGGUAUAAAAUAGAAUGGGCAUGGAAUUAUUUAAGCCAAAUAAUGGAGAAACAACAUGCCAUUCAUCAUCGCCUACAGGAACAGAUUAGUCAGGAUGAUUCAGACAUCUCAGAACUGUCUGAUAGAGAUGGUUCCCCACAAGAAGGAAAUCUUACUAAUGGUGCUGCUAGAGCCUCUGAACUCCGCGCCAGUGUCUCCACCUCUCAAACUAAAAGAAAAGAGGCACAGCAAAAUGAAAGAUUAAACCGAGGUGACAGAAGAGACCGGGAUGAGAGACAGCAUAGAGAUGAGGGAGAAGUCAGCAGUCAAAGACGAGAACGAACUGUUAGAGGGGCUCCCCAUGGGCGGGGUUAUGAAACUGAUCCAGGAAGAUAUAGACAAUCUGAUGAUGAAAGUGAUUUAGAUAUGAGGUCUGAUCAUAGAAGAUCAUCAAGAAAUUCUGAUCUUGCCCAACUUCAUGGUACCGCUCUGAUUAAGGAAAUAGAUGAACGGAAAAAUGCUGGAUUUUCCAUGACUUCUUCAGUUGAUGAGGAGAUGCUACAGAGAAGCUUGUCCAGGAACUCCCGUGCCAGAGAUGCCGAUACAACUUUUAAUCAUUUCACCAGUCUCCAGUCCACAGCAGGUGGUCUUCGUGAACCAACCAGGGAAUCUGACCACCAGCGAGAGAAUAGUCUUGAGCAAGGUCAUGGUGAUAGUUUAUUGGCCAGAGCUGAAAGUGGCCGAUCGUCAAUUCACGAUAGUCAAGAAACUUACAGAGUUUCACCAGAAUCAGAUGAGAAUUUGCACAGAAGUCAUCAAAGAACUGCUUCUGUCCAUAGAUCUCAUGAUGAAGGUGAAGAUGCAGAUAUCAGCGAUGCAGAGACUCUUCAAGAUCGUCAUUCUGUUGCAUCAGGUCACUCUGAAACACCUAGAAACAGUAUGAGAGAUAGUAGAUUGGCACAACCUAGUACCAGCACUGCGGCAGUUGAUCAACGGUACACUUAUUCAUCUAAUACGCGCAGAGCUGGAUCUCGUUACGGCGCUUCAGCACCUUAUGCUGAAGAGGAUGAAGUUCCUGAUGGGUACAGAUCUCAGUCUUAUAAAAUUGGAGAUCUCAACAUCAAGGUAUAUCUAGCAGAUAUCACUAAGGCUACAGCUGAAGCAAUAGUUAAUGCUGCCAAUCCAGAACUAAAGAACUGGUCAGGUGUUGCUAGAUCUAUCUCUAAAGCAGCAGGUGAAAUGAUGGAAAGAGAGUGUAUUGAAUAUAUUACUAAUCAUGGCCGUCUAGAAACUUGUAGUGUUAUGCACACCUCAUCUGGUGGACAAUUAAAACAGUUUAACUAUAUUCUUCAUACAGUUGGACCAAUCUACAUUGGAGAUAAUUAUAAGGCUGAUUGUUUCUUUCAACUGACGAAGACAUUCUUAAACUGUCUGAUUUAUGCAGACAAAAAACUUUUCUUGAAAUCUUUGGCUCUUCCAUUUAUUAGCACAGGAUUGUUCUCUAUACCAUUAGAAGAUUGUGUUGGCGCAUUUAUUGAUGCUGUGUUAAUCUUCCUCACUAAGACGAAACCAAAUUCAUUAAAAGAGGUUCAUUUGGUAAAUAAUGAUAUUAAUAUUGUCAGUAUGGCCAGUACUCUACUACAGUCUAUCCUCGACUCAAGUGAAAUAGAUAAGAUGACAGCAGAAGCUGUGAGUAAAUUUGAACUGAAAGAUAGUAAAGGUGAUAUUUUCAAUCGAGGUUUAACAGCUACAGGAGCUGCUGGAGCACGACCUAAAGAUGGUAGUAGUUUGCGAAGAUGUAAUUCUAUGGAUAUGUUACACAAUCAACCAUCUGAUACUUACUCUGGAACAUCUAUGACUAAAAGUUAUGAUACAUCGUCAGAUAGAAAAAAUGUUAUAGGAGCUGCAGGUAUUUCAGCAUCAACAUCAAGUAGACAACGUUCAAGUUCUCUUAGUCGACGAAGUCCAGAUAAAACAUUUACUCGGCCAGAUUCCCCUAAAAUGACAAGCUCUUUGGAACUGGCCAAAUCAUCACGAACCAGUGAUCCAAAAACAGCUCAACGAAGCAGCACAACACGUACAUACCCUGUUAAUGAUUCCACAGGGGCCACAGCGAGCAAUAUCUCCCAGUCGCUAAGGAAGACUAUCUCAAGUGCAAGUAAGAGUUCUAGAAGUUCGAUUUCACCACUGAAAGCUAUGCCAUUGUCUACUAGUACAGAUAGUAGAAAGUCGAAAGUUAGUGCAGCCUCAAGUACCAUGAAUGAUCGCCACCUUCGUUCUUUCGAUCAUUCAUCCCACUCUCGAUUCUCAAAUGAGUACCAAAGUCUUCCAGCUAACAUCAACAGACGAACCGGUUCCAGUAAUACAUGUGGAAUAUGUUUAGACGAGAUGACUAAUCCUAAAACAUUGCCAAAAUGUGGCCAUAAAUAUUGUAAUGAUUGCAUCCGCCAUGCUUUUGUAAAUAAACCUGUCUGCCCAGAAUGUGGAAUGAUUUAUGGAGUUAUCAUGGGAAAUCAACCAAAAGGAGGAAAGAUGAUUCAUAAAAUAAUCGUCUCCCAUAAACUGGAAGGAUUCAAGGAUGCUGAUGGUGUUUUGGAAAUUACCUACUCCUUUCAUGAUGGAAUACAAGAUGAGAGUCACCCAAAUCCUGGCCGUCCCUAUGAGGGUAUCCGACGUAGAGCCUAUUUACCCAAUAAUAAAGAUGGACAAGAUGUUCUGCAGUUGUUAUACAAGGCUUUUGAUGCACGUCUUAUAUUUACGAUUGGUGAUUCAUGUACUACGGGUAAAAGUGGGGUGAUAACCUGGAACGACAUACAUCAUAAAACUAGUAUGACUGGUGGAUCUACCAACCAUGGAUAUCCAGACCCAACCUAUUUACAUAGGGUUAAAGAAGAGUUGGCUAGUAAAGGAAUCACUAAAUAGAUUGGAUUGAUUAUAACUAAUAAUUAAUAAUAUUAUAAUUGUCUGGAUUGAUUAUAACUAUUUAUUUAUAUAUAUUAUAAUUGACUGGAUUAUAAUUAUUUAUUGAUAUAUAUACUCUUCAAAAAAAGUAGGGGAUAUUCAGAAACAAUACAAAACUGCGGAAAUGCACUGCUGUUUUUAUUGGAGGUAACCAGUAUAUGUUAAUAACAGGUCAAUUGCCUACACAUGAACAUAAAAAGUUCAUAUGGGCGGCUUAUCUGACGGCACCAUUUCACUGGCAAAGAGAUACACCAUCAAUGGUGAAAAUGGAUGUGUUUGAUUUUUGUCUUAAUAAUGACUAAUUGCUCGACCAAUCCUCAGACAUUCAGCAAUUCGUCGUGGAAUGCUCUUAAUCAACCGUCUAAUCACAAUUUGGUGCAAUCUGAUACACUCCACUUGCAGUGCCACGGAAAAUUCUUGCAGUGUUGUCGGUUGAGUUGACAUCGAAGAACACGUCUCCCGAUCAAAUUAAACUUAACACACUAAAGCAAAGAUACGCUAAAUGGUAAAUCUUAUGCAAGAACUGAUAGAAAAGCAAACAUGGGUAGAUAAACCAGCACACGGCAGUUUUCAUCAACCCUUCCUUGAAGUGUCAAAUUUGACAAUGAACCCCUUCCAUAUGUAUGGUGUUAUUGCAUGUCGCACAUGCAGCUCAAUGGUUCUGUUGGGGCGAUAAUUUCAUCUGUGAACAUAAACUCGAAGCAUGUCAAAUGUCCAUGAUUAUUUAUCAUAUAACAACCUGCAUAGUAAUUUGCAUUUCAAUAUCCCCUACUUUUUUUGAAGAGUAUAUAUUGUGCCAUAAACAGUAUUUAGUAAUAAAAUAUAUACUAGCAUUAUUGUGUGUAAUAUAUCCUGUAUGUAAUAUAAGUUAGUUUAUGAAUCAACCUGUAGGUGUAUUGGUUGAAACUAUUAUAAGUUAACAUAAUAAAGAGUUCAGUUAUUUUUUACAGUUUGAUAACAAGACCAUAAAGAUGUCUGGGACUACGGAACUAGUACCUAACAUUUAAUGGUAGAUAAAGAUCUGUUUUCCAAAAUAACAUAAACAGCAUAUUUAUUCAUUUAUACAAUUUAUUACGGGAAAAAAGAGUAGGCUGUAGUGCUGCUGUCCGCGCCAAAUUUCCCCAUAGCACUCUGUAUGGUGUAUGCCCGUCUUCAUUUACCCAGUUGGGAGUAGAACAGUCGUACUUUAAACCUCAUUUCAUUUCUGUUGUUUUGGCUGAUCAGAUGCGUUAUUUCAAUCAAUGGUGAACAUAUUAGAUUUUCGCUUCAAAAGAUUAAUCGAUUGACGUUUUGUUUAGUAAUUUUAGUUUUGUUUUUAGCUUCAAAUACAGAACACAAAAUCAGUUAUUGGCUUUAUCCGUGGACUGAACAUUUUAACUGUAGAUAGAAUGCCCUCUUUUCAAAACUAUUCAAAUUAAUUAAACUGACAAUUCUAUUUUUAUAACUCAAAUCAGACUGCACGUUUCAUUUUAUUACAAUAAUACAUUUGUACUUUUACGAAAAGAAUAUUAUUGAAGGUAUGUGAGGUAGGUAUAAGAGAUAGAAUAAUGGUUGUAAAAAAGAAGGUUUGGAUGUUGUUUAUUGUGUUUUUGGAAAACAGAUGUUUAUAUGUAAUUGCUGUGUAGUAUAAUGUACAUUUAUAUAAAGAAUCCGUCCAUUUAUACACUUUAUAUUAUAUUAUUGGAAAUUGGCAGCAAAUUUCUUCAUAAUAAUGAUGCUCAGUUUAUCAGUUUAAGAAAUGUUAGACUUUGUUCACAAUUCACAUACUUUUCGUGAACCUUUUUUAUCUACACUAUUUAGUUCAGUGAUUGAUGAAUUCCUCAGCCGCUAAAAUUUCUUGAAGAUUUUAACAGUUAAUUAAUUAAUAGCACCACUGAUACAACACUGUUUGUAUUCAUAUUGUAUGGUUUUCUGAAUAUUGAAAUAUUUUAAUCCCUGUUGCUAUGGAUUAAAUUUAUUAUUUGCCGCUUGGUUUCCAGGGGCUGUAGUCACUAACUAUGUAGCCUUUUCAUUAACUAAGAGGAUUUUAAGUUUUAAUGAAUAAAGCCACACCUCCACACUCUGAGUGUGAACAAAGUCCAAGAUCUUAAAGUAAGGAAUGGUAUGAUAAAUUGCAGUAUAUAUUUAUACUUAUAAAUAUACAAAAUAUAUGAUAAUAAUCAUAAAUUCUUUUAAUUUUAUCACUAUGAGUGUAUAUAAUUUAAGCUUAACUGUAAAAAAUUUGAGUGGAAUUUUUAAAGGUGUACAUACAAUAUGACAAAUGAAUAUUUUUUGUAACUUUUUCAAAUCAGUGCCUCGAAAAAAUCUUAAAGUAAGUGAACCUCUUUGGUUUAGAUAAUAAGAAAGUGUUGAAUUGGAUUGAAUUGAUGGGUUAUUUCGAUUAGUGAUUUGAUACAUUCUAGAGGUUUGAUACAUUGUAAAGGUUUGUUUUUACUAAUUUUAGUUUUAAUUUUAACACAUGAAGACUCGACUUUAGUUUUAUCUGAAUACUAAAACAUAUUAUCUCACAAAACAAAUUAACAAUAAAUUCAUUAAAGAUACAUUAUGGGAGAUAAGAUAAAGAGCUGGUAGUUCUCACUAUAAUAGUUAAAAAUAGAUAAUGUAAAGGGAAUUUGCUGAAAAAAUCAGUCAAAUUGAUCCACUAUGAACCGAGAAUUAAGCGAUUGAAAUUUCGGCCUAGCCUCGAUCAUCAUUACUAAAGUCUAUACGAUAAAAAAAACAUAGUCUCGAUCAUCCAUUUCAUGAUUAAAUUAUGAAUGGAAGUCUACUGUACAUUUAUAUAGUUUUCAUUAGUGAGAUGAGGAACCCUAUUCAGUUCAACGAUUUCUGAUAAUGACUUUGAUAUUGCAUUUGAUCAUUUUGUAGAAUUUUGUGAAUACUGUAUCAACAAAAGCUACCAUCACAUCUGAUUUGCUUAAGAAUUAUAUAUGCAUUGUUCAGAUUAGUGAACUUAAAGAGUCUUAAUGCAACAACCUGUGAGUAAAUCUUGGAAGAAUUAGCUGCUGUGGGUGUUUGUUAGCAACCUAUCUUUGUCUAAACUGUCAACUGUUAAUUAUAAACACAAAGUCAGUUCAUCUAUCUAAACAUUGGCACAGGGUAAAUCGUAGACAGAUACCCAUUUUAUAAAUGAAAUCAAUACAUCAAAUUUAAUUAAAUCAAAAUCAUGAAGGGUCUAGUUAUUUUUAGAUCAGUAUUCAUAAAGUUGUAGAAUUAACACAAGUGUAAGACUAUUUCUCAGUAUGAUAAAGUGUAUAUUCUUUGAAUGGCAUUUAGUAAUUGGGACAUAAUCGAAUAACACACUAUUUAUGGAUAACAAUUACUAUGGUUUAUUUCACUGCGACGUUUCAACAAGAUUUCACAAGACGUUUUCAAGCAUCCAUUAAUAGUGUGUUAUUCGAUGAUAAAGUGUACAUUAGAUUUAUACUAGCUCUAGUACAGCUUUAUAUAGUUUGCACAUAUAAAAAAUAAACAAACCAUCAUUUACUGAUUUUGUUAUGCUGUUUGAAUCUAUAUACCUAGUGAUUUGUAACUCUGCAUUUUGUUUUAUUGUAUAUUGGAAAAUGUUUCUUAUUGAUUGCGCUGAUUGAAUGGCGAAUAGCAAAAUACAAAAGUUUCUUUUCUGUAGUUUGAUCAACAAAGCAUUGUGCUGGAAAAUUAAACAAACAACAACUGAUACGUACAUCCAGGCCAGAAAGUAGCACCAUACCAUGCAUACAGAGCUCAAUCAGUUAAAACAAAACAGCUAUUUACUCAACUUUCAGUCACUGUUUAUGAGAAAUAUCUUUGAUCUAGAAACACAAAAGUUUGCACAUAGUUUCUUAUUGAUGUAUUUGAUACAUUUUAGUUAAAAUAAGGCAAACAAAUUUGAGUAAAUUCUUAAACUUAAGUCUGAGAAUGCUUUGUGAACUUGGGGCCAGGGUCAGUUAAACAUAUUGGAGGCAUUCAGUUAUGGUAAGUUAGGUUAUUUAGUAAGGAGAAAUAACUUUUGUAUUGCUGUAUGUCAACAUUAUAAAGUUGGGAUGUUUAUUUAUAUAUUUGGAUUUAUUUAUUUAGUGUUUAUAUUUAUUAGUUUAUAUACUCUAGGAUUGUUAGAUAUUAUUAUUAAUUAGUUUGUUAUAUAUUUUUAUUUUAAGCAAAACUUGUGAAUUAAUUAAAUAAACUCAAAUCUCUGUUAUCCCAACCAUAUUUUAGUCCCAAAAUGAUGUAAUUUAUGUUGAGUGGGCUGAGUCCCCUGGGCUGACUAAUAACAAAAUAUUUUAAAAGAAGGAAAAGUCACUGAGCUACGCAUUACUCCUAAUCAGCAUUUGAAGAAUGAAGAACACCAAAUUUGAAGACUACAAAACUUCUGCAAGAAAUUAAUUAUUUUUACCAUUUUGGAUUCAACAUCAUGUAUUCAAAAACAUGAUAAACAACUAAAGUUGUUUUUAUUGUUGUAUAAUAUUCCUGAAUUCCUUUAAAGAUUUAUUUAAAGAUGUAUUUUUCUAUGUAAACCAUGUGUCUAUAUUACUUAACAGCAUCAAAUAAUUUUUAUGGGAUGCUUUUACUUUGCUCACAUGAAUGUUAUUUAUAAAUAAAUGCUAAUUAUAUUGUUAAUUUACAAGGAGAGUAAGUUCAACUCAUAUGAAUAUUAAUUAUAAAUAAAUGAUAAUUAUAUUGUUAAUUUACAGGGAAGUAAGUUCAACUCAUGUGAUUAUGAAUUAUAAUAUCUUGUUAAUGUAUAAAAUAAGGAAAUUCAACUGCAGGUAUCUUUCUCCAGCAAAUCUUGCAUUACAAAAUGUAGAAAAGUAUUUUUUUGUAAGCCUCUCUCUCUCCCUCUCUCUCUACACAGAACAACCAUCUACACUACCCUUGUCUAAAAUACUUGACCUGAUUAACCUUUGUGAUGUCACUUAGUUCUCAGAUUAAUCAGUCUGCUGAUGCAGUCUAGUCACAAUUAUCUUAAUUUCAUUUAGGCAUAAAUUCUAUUUUGCAAACUUAUCUUUUUAAAGUUUUGUUGUGUUUCCAAUUUUGCAAAUAGACAGGGUAAUGUAUGAUAUUUUGUUUUAUAAAAAAAAGAAUAAUAUGCAAAUAAAAUAAAUGUAAAAAUCAAGCCACAUGUACAUGAAAUUACAGAAGUUUUAUGAUUUGGAUAACCUUAGAAAGAACUUAGGAACUAUAUUUUGAUCAUAGGUUAGAUGAGGCUUUGCAGAGAUUAAGCUGUGAUCUUUUGUGACAAUCUUUCCCUGGUCAAGUCACAUUUACAUGAAAUUACAAAAGUUUUGUAAUUUGGAUAACCUUAGAAAGAACUAUUUGGAUCAUAGUUUAGAUGGAGUUUUGUAGAGACUGAGCUCUGAUCUUUUGAAGGCUCACUAUAAUUCACAGUUUUCCUGUUGUACUGUCUCAGUUACUCAGUUGAAUUUAUUUGUCAAGUUUGUAAUGUGUAUUUUAGUUGUUUAUAAUGUGUCUCAGCUAUUACCAAAACUUAUCAUACUUUGGGUUUAUUUCAUUCUUAAACUCUUGUGUACCAGUAUGUAUAUCCAUUUAGUAUUUUGUUGAUUAUUGAGAGUGAGAAUAUUUUUUUUUAUGUGGCCUUAAGUUUGGCUUUUUAUCUUUACAAUAUGCUGAUCUAACCUAUUCCUUUUACUGAAAUUUUAAUUGACUUCCUUUAACAUUAAAGUACAAUAAAAAAAAUAUUGAUGUUGAAUACAGGAUAUGUUGUAUGAUCAGGGGUUGUAAAAAGAAUGAACAUAACAUGCCUGGUCACUAUCUUAAUUCAGCAACUCAUGUAACAAUGAUUCUAGUUGAACUAUAAACAGAAAGAUGUGGGAAGUUAAACAGUACUAAUUAACAGUGAAUCAGUGUUCACACCUUCACAAACUUUAAUUCUAGAACAUAUUUAUUUUAUUGCUUAUUUUUGUAAGAACAAAAUAUAAUAAAUAAAUUAGCAUUAAAAGUCA
Messenger RNA from Patella vulgata (common limpet), 9356 nucleotides. RefSeq lists its product as uncharacterized. Gene Ontology annotation, biological process: protein ubiquitination; Notch signaling pathway. NCBI's taxonomy places the organism in Eukaryota, Metazoa, Mollusca, Gastropoda, Patellidae. Gene Ontology annotation, molecular function: metal ion binding. The coding region runs from base 103 to 3381 and encodes 1092 amino acids. The transcript has 11 exons. The record is from RefSeq and is a predicted model, not a curated record.